This is a messenger RNA of Heterocephalus glaber (naked mole-rat), 5102 nucleotides long. RefSeq names its product pleckstrin homology and RUN domain containing M1 (gene Plekhm1). The record is from RefSeq and is a predicted model, not a curated record. Lineage: Eukaryota; Metazoa; Chordata; Mammalia; Rodentia; Bathyergidae.
CCGGCGUGCUGACGUCAGCGUCGCGGCGCCGCUUCCUGUUGUCAGUGACCUGGGCUCCGAGGCGGAGGCGCUGCCUGGUCUGGGCGCCUGUCCUGCUCCUGCUCCCCGUGGUGUCAUGUGAGUCUCGGCGGAGCUGCUCCUGAGUGGAAAUGCUCUCAGUGGUCGAAAAUGGACUGGACCCCCGGGCCACUAUCCCGGUCAUCAAGAAGAAGCUGGUGGGGUCUGUGAAGGCGCUGCAGAAGCAGUACAUGUCCCUGGACGCGGUGGUCACGAGUGAAGAUGGAGAUGCCAACACCAUGUGCAGUGCCCUGGAGGCUGUGCUUAUCCAUGGCCUGCAGGCCAAGCACAUCCAUGCAGAGACCGGAGGAAAGCGGAAGAAAAGUGCGCGUCAGAAGCCUCUGCCUCAGCCUGUCUUUUGGCCCCUCCUGAAAGCUGUCACCCACAAACACAUCAUCUUGGACCUAGAGCGCCUGGCCUUCAUCAACACGGACGUGGGCCGCUGCCGGGCCUGGCUGCGGCUGGCCCUCAAUGACGGCCUGAUGGAGUGCUACCUGAAGCUGCUGCUCCAGGAGCAGGCGAGGCUAUGCCAGUACUACCAGCCCAGCGCACUGCUGCGGGACGCCGAGGAGGGCGAGUUCCUCCUGAGCUUCCUGCAGGGACUCACGUCCUUGUCCUUCGAGCUCUCUUACAAGUCCGCUGUCCUGAAUGAGUGGACGAUCACCCCACUGGCCCUCGCUGGGCUUUGUCCACUCUCAGAACUCGACCCCUUCCCUACCUCUAGUGCAGAACUCCAGCGUGAGGAGUCUCUGGACUCCAUUUCCCACUCCUCAGGCUCAGAGGAUAUCGAAGUCCAGCACUCGGGCCAUAAGAUCCGACGGAACAGGAAGCUCACAGCCUCCUCACUCAGCCUGGACACAGCCAGCUCCUCACAGCUGUCCUGCAGCCUGAACUCUGAUAGCUGCCUGCUCCAGGAGAGUGGCUGCAAGAGUCCAGACCACCCCGAGGAGCCCAUGUCCUACGACUUGGAUCUGGGAACAGCAAAUGCUGAUGAUUCCAAGCAGUCCCUGCAAGAGGUGUUGUCGGAAUUCAGCAAAGCCCAGGUAAACUCUGUGCCAACCCGCGGACCAAGCCAAGAGUCAGAGAUGCCUAUGUUCCAGGCCCCACUGUCCCUCCACGGCCUGGCCACCAGCACACACCUGCUCUCAGACGUGCCUGGGGAGCCCCUUCCUGCCCGUGCAUCCUCUGAGACCCCAGACAGUGACCACGAGCGGGAGCCGCUGCCCCAGGCACCCAGCACCCUACGUGUGCAGCAGCCGGUCACUGCCCAAGCCUGCCCUGCAGGGAGCACUUCCGGUCAGCCUGCUGGGCCUGCCAGAGAGGCGAGUGGAGCUGUCAGCCAAGGGAGCGGUCUGCAGAAGGCCCUGGAGAAUGGCAGAGUGGGGCUGAAGCUUGUGGUUUCCUCCCCCACCAGUCCGAAAAGCCAGAGCUGGAUCUCCGAGGAGGACUUCUAUCGGCCUCCCCAGGAGCCCGCUCCCAGCAGCGCUGCAGCUGCUCCUAGAGGAUGCCCGGAGCCAAGGACUGCUCUCCACUGGCACCGCUCCCAAGGAGCAAGAAAGAGCUGCCCCCUGGGAGCCCUGAGUGAGACGUGCAUGUCUUCCCCAGGACAUGGGGGUGCCAGGGAGGCCCCGGAGGAGCACAAGAGCUUCUGGGUGGUGCACCGGCGCCAGAUGGGGCUGUCCAACCCGUUCCGGGGCCUCCUAAAGCUGGGCACAGUGUCACGGCGGGGGGCCAUGGGCAUCUGGAAGGAGCUCUUCUGCGAGCUGUCUCCGCUGGAGCUCCGCCUCUACCUGAGCGCCGAGGAGCGCGCCUGCGUGGAGAGCUGCUCCCUGCUGCGCUGCGAGGCGGUGGGUCCGGCCCACAGCGACGGCCGCUUCGAGCUGGUCUUCGCCAGCAAGAAGCUGGCCCUGCGGGCCUCCUCCCAAGAUGAGGCUGAGGACUGGCUGGAGCGGGUGCGGGAGGCCCUGCAGAAGGUCCGGCCGCAGCAGGAGCACGAGUGGGUGGACGUCCAGUACCCGGAUCAGCCCGAAGAGCCCCCCGAGGUCCCUCCUGGCGGCCACCCCUCUGGCUCAGCUCUGUGCCCAGAGCCGGCCAUGCCCCAGAGCAGGCGGAGUCACUGGACACCGGCCCAGGUUCCGGAGCCAGACGCCAUCAAAGAGUCACUUCUGUACCUGUAUGCAGACGGGACCUGGGUGCCCUGUAUUUUCUCCCUGUCCGUGGAAUCUCUGAAAUGCUUCCGCGUGAGGAAUAAUGAGAAGAUGCUGAGUGACAGCCAUGGAGUGGAGGCCAUACGAGACAUCCUGCCCGACACGAGCCUCGGGGGUCCGGCCUUCUUCAAAAUCAUCACAGCCAAGGCCGUCCUGAAGCUGCAGGCUGGGAACGCCGAGGAGGCCGCCCUGUGGAGGGGCCUAGUACGCGAGGUCCUGGCCUCCUACUUGGAGGCGGCUGAGGACGCCGAGACACUUGCUGGGAGUCUGGACGAAAACUGUCAGGAGGGGCUGACGCCCGCCGCCCAGGAGAACGGGCUCCUCCUGCAGCACCUGGUGGCCGUCCCCACGGAGAAAGGCCUGGACUCCCAGGGUUGCUUCUGUGCAGGCUGCUCCCGGCAGAUUGGCUUCUCCUUUGUACGACCCAAGCUCUGUGCCUUCUCUGGCCUCUAUUACUGUGACAGCUGCCACCAGGACGAUGCCUCAGUGAUUCCAGCCAGGAUCAUCCACAACUGGGACCUCACUAAGCGCCCGGUCUCCCGGCAGGCCCUGCGGUUCCUGGCGCAGAUCCAGGCACAGCCCCUCGUCAACCUGCAGCUGGUGAACCCCUCGCUGUACGAGCACGUGGAGCAGGUGCACCUCAUUGGCCGGAGCCGCGAGCGGCUGAAGCUCCUGGGGGAUUACCUGGGCCUGUGUCGCAGCGGAGCCCUCAAAGAGCUGAGCAAGAGGCUUGGCCACAGGCAUUAUCUCCUGGAGUCUCCCCACAAGUUCAGUGUCGCUGACCUGCAGCAGAUUGCAGAGGGGGAGUACGAAGGCUUCCUCAAGGCCCUCAUCGAGUCCGCCUCCCAGCACGUCUACCACUGCGACCUGUGCACCCAGCGGGGCUUCAUCUGCCAGAUCUGCCACCACCACGACAUCAUCUUCCCCUUCGAGUUUGACACCACGGUCAGGUGUGCUGAGUGCAAGACAGUCUUCCACCAGAGCUGCCAGGCUGUGGUGAAGAAGGGCUGCCCCCGCUGCGCCCGCCGGCGCAAGUACCAGGAGCAAAACAGCCUCUCCUAAGCCGGGCAGGCAGCAGGCCCCUGCUCACCAGCAUCACAGAGUCUCCCUCGUCAGAGACCCCACGCAGCCAGGGCGGUGCCCUGGGCUCCCUGCCACCCUCCCUCCAGAUGCCGCAGCCAGGGCUGAAGGGGCCUACACCAGGCCUGCCCCAACAUGCCACGACCCCACCCUUGGGGCAGUUCCAACGCUUCUGGCACUCGGGGACAUGUGGUUGCACAUUCCCAAUUAAAAGCUCUAGUUUUUUAGGGUGGGUUUUUUUCUUCCCCUCAUAUUUCAACAGAGAAUAUUUUUUUAUUCUUGAUCCCAAAUAAGUCUCCCCAGAAAUCCAGGCCUUCGCACCCUAAGCAGAUGUGCAAAAACCACUCGGCCUGGCGCCAGACGGGUGGGGGGGCACGGCCACUGCAGGACAGACCUGCUGCCAAUGGACAGACGGCUGAUGGCAGGUCGGGCCAGUCCUGGGGGCCGAUGACGUCAUCCUCUUCUCUUCUUGGCUCCCUCUCCCUGCUCCUCACCAAAGCCUCCCUUCUCAGCAUCAGUCCCCCGCUCUUCACUCCUCGGGUCUGGGGUGCUGGCCUCGGCGGGAGAAGGAGAAAUGACUCAAAACCAGCACUGUUGGCACUGUUGAGCUUUCCUUGUUCAAGGAAGGCUGGCAUCACCCGCCCUUAGCCCACGUCCUCCUCACGCCCACAGACAGCCAGGGACGCCUCAGGCGGCUCUCGGGGUCACACCUCCACCUGGUUGACCUCGAGGACAAACAAAAGUGGAUCCCCAAGAGGGCAAGGAGCCCAGGCCAGGGCCAGCCCCGGGUGCCACACUGGGGUAGCAACCUGUUCUGAGCUUUGCAGGGACAGACAGAGAAGCUGCUCUGCACGGUUCACCCCUGCCGAGCCACAGGCUCACACGUGGCUCCUCCUGGACUGGCCCAGCGGGGGUACUGCCAGGGCCUAGAAAGUUCCCUGGAGCAUGACUGCCUUUUGAAAGGGGCCUUGGAGCAGGGAGGGAGGCUGAACUGGUCUCCAGGUGAUAUUCAGACCAUGCAGGCUUGGGGGAAGUGAGGGCAUGAGCUCUGCUUUCCUCUCCUCUCCUGCACCAGCAGGCCCCUCUAGCCACCCCCACCUGCCUUGGCUUGGAGUCGAAGGCCUCAGGACAUGCACCUGUCACAGUCAGGAGGCGAGCGUUCAGGUGAUGCGGCCCAGUGAAGGCAGUGCCUAGCAUGCCCAAGGCCCAGGUUCCAUCCCAGCACCGGAGGAAGGAGAAAAAAGAUGAGCCUUCCCUGCCCUCCCUGGGGCGACAGGGCUGCUGAGUCAUCUGCCCAGCCCCACAGAGCUGGAGGAAUUAUGCAACAGAACAGGAGGCGGUAGGCAGGUGACAGCAGCUGCCACACAGUUCCUCCAUCCCCAGGAUGUGUCCCCAUGAGGGAAGGUGAAAACACCUAUGCCCGGAACACCAAAGCCUGAGUGGGAAGUGGUCCACCUCCCCACCCCACACCCACAGUCAGCGUUGCUGCUCCCACAAACAGCCCAGGUCCCUGAGUGGGCAGGGGUCACCUGGGGCCUGAGAGUACAUCCCAGGUGCCCUGGGAGGCAGCAGGAGCAAGGCCGGCCUGGAGGGGCCGCCUCCCAUCCCGCCUCCUUCCAGAAGGCUGCUAAUGCAGUCAGGUGCGUUGGCUCUAACCCACACCUCCAGACAACUGCUGCAAGCUUCAGUGAUACCCACACUGCUUCAGUUGUGAUAAUACGCAAUAAACUUUUGAGAGAGGGGCUCUGCCCCUGAGAA